Molecule: messenger RNA, 966 nt
Organism: Hyaena hyaena (striped hyena)
Lineage: Eukaryota; Metazoa; Chordata; Mammalia; Carnivora; Hyaenidae
Product: olfactory receptor 1440-like
Exons: 1
Coding region: 1-966 (321 amino acids)
Biological process (GO): sensory perception of smell; G protein-coupled receptor signaling pathway
Cellular component (GO): membrane
Molecular function (GO): olfactory receptor activity; odorant binding; G protein-coupled receptor activity
Source: RefSeq, a predicted model, not a curated record
AUGGCUGGAGGAAGGAACAAUACGAUAGUCAUCAGAUUCAUCCUUUUGGGAUUCUUAGAUUAUCCCAAGCUCAAGAUUGCUCUCUUUGUCAUAUUCUUGGGUUCUUACCUCUUGACAGUGGCCUGGAACUUGGGCCUCGUCAUCCUGAUUAAGAUGGACUCUCACCUACAUACGCCCAUGUACUUCUUUCUCAGUAACUUAUCCUUCUUAGAUUUCUGCUAUGUUACCUCCACAACCCCGAAAAUGCUCUCAGACUUCUUCCAGACGCCUAAAUCCAUCUCCUUUCUGGGAUGCACCAUGCAGUACUUCUUCUUCUCUAGCCUGGGUCUGACUGAAUGCUGUCUCCUGGCAGCCAUGGCUUAUGACCGAUAUGCUGCCAUUUGUAAUCCUCUACUCUACACCACCAUCAUGUCACCCACCCUCUGUGUGCAGAUGAUGGUUGGAGCCUGUAUAUCUGGUGUCUUUGGUUCAUUGGUCCCAUUGUGUGCUUUACUUCAGCUCAAUUUCUGUGGGCCCAAUGUUAUCAACCACUUCUUCUGUGACCUGCCUCAAUUAUUAGUCCUCUCCUGCUCUGAAACCUUUUUCCUAAAAGUCAUGAAGUUUGUGAUAGCAGUGAUUUUUGGUGUAAUAUCUGUCUCAGUCAUCAUGAUAUCUUAUGGUUAUAUCAUUGCCACCAUCCUGAAGAUCAGCUCUGCUGAAGGCAAGUCCAAGGCUUUCAAUACCUGUACUUCUCACUUGAUGGCAGUGAUCUGUUUUUUUGGAUCAGGACUCUUUGUCUAUAUGCACCCUAGCACUGAUAAUAAUUCUCUGGGCCGUGACAAGAUGGCUUCUGUAUUCUAUACAGUGGUGAUCCCCAUGCUGAAUCCUUUGAUUUACAGUCUAAGGAACAAGGAGAUCAAAGAUGCCUUGAAAAGGUGUAAGAAGAGGGCCUUUUCCCAUUGUCAUAGUAAAGUUCUGGAAGGCUAG